Molecule: messenger RNA, 4027 nt
Organism: Trachymyrmex septentrionalis
Lineage: Eukaryota; Metazoa; Arthropoda; Insecta; Hymenoptera; Formicidae
Gene: Vps8
Product: vacuolar protein sorting-associated protein 8 homolog
Exons: 12
Coding region: 124-4011 (1295 amino acids)
Biological process (GO): endosomal vesicle fusion; protein targeting to vacuole
Cellular component (GO): HOPS complex; late endosome
Molecular function (GO): protein binding
Source: RefSeq, a predicted model, not a curated record
CGUAUGGUCGCGGCAUCACACACGUAGAAUGAAAACAAUGUGUCAAAUAAUUGUCAAAUAUACAUAUAUAUAGAUCAGCCGUUCUUACCGGAACCGCGAUAACAUAAUAUAAGAAAACAUAAGAUGGCCGAGAAUGAAUUUGUACCGAACAGUGACGAAUGUCUUGUUGCGGAAGCUAUUAAUUUAGAUAUCGAGGAGUUAGAUAACACGGAAUAUGCCAUACCAAUCGUGGAAGAAUUACCCACCUUAGAAAGUAUUUUGAUGGAGCCUGAUUAUGAGUCAUUGUCGGAAACGGAGGACGACAUUGGUUUAUCAUUAGGAGAAAAACUUGGCAGCAGCGAGACUACUAGCAUUGGCAGUCAUUUGUCACUGAAUUCAUUAAAUAAAUCCUCUAAGACUGCUCAUAAACCAUAUUCGGGUGUUAUCUUAAGGCAUGUCAUACUCAAAGGAAUAACAUCACAAAUUGUAUCAGCUAAUGAGAGAGUCAACGCUGGUUUGGCUAGUGCAGUCGCAGCUGGGGGGAAUAUGCUAGUAAUCGGUACCAGUCAUGGUUUAAUACUGGGCUUUGAUUCUUCGCAAACAUUGCGAUGGUGUGAUCAGGAAACGAGACAUCAAGGUUCUGUUUCUGCUCUUUGUUUCAACCACGAUGGCAGCAGAGUGUUAGCUGGUUUCGUAAGAGGACAUAUUUUGAUGUUAGAUAGCAGUAAUGGGAAAGUUUUAAGGAUUCUCACUGAUGUACAUCCGCUAGAUACAGCUGUGUUGCAUGUUAAGUUUACAGAUUCGCCAAAAAUAGCUUUGUGCAGCGACAGUGGAGGCUCCGUAUUCGAGCUGAAUUUCACUAGAGUGAUAGGUAUACGAGGAUGCGACAGUAGAUGUUUGUUUAGUGGUUCCAAGGGAGAAGUGUGCACUCUAGAACCCCUGCUGUUGAAUCAUUUGCCAUCGCAUCCACUAAAAAAUUAUACAUUAGUAGCAAUGGCAACAUUAUCGAAGGUAAUUAUAGUCUGCAUAAGACCGCGAAUGCGCGUUGUAUUGAGUCACCCGUUGACCGGUGCCGCGAUAGCACCACCACAACUAUCUUGGCAACUAGUUGUUAUACAAACGGCUGAUGGUUCCCGUGUGAUCGAUCCAGUAUUGGCGCUCGCGAGGGACAACGUGGUAUACACCGAAAUUGGUACGCGGGUAAAAUUGUCUCCUCUUCGAAGGAUGACACUACCGUACAUGAUAAGCAAUUUGAGAUGGUUAAAUCCGAGAUCUCUUGUGAUAUUGGAUACUCAAGAGAAGUUGCAUUUGUUAGACGUAAGAGCGCAGGAUAAUUUGGAGACAUUAGACAUGAGUCGCGUUGGUAUUUCUUAUGCUUCUAGUCAUUUUAAGGGACUAUCUACUGGCGGAAAUGUUUCUAAGGCGAUGGCGUUAGCCGGUGAACGGGCAUGCUACAACACCGUUAUAGUUUUUGGUACGCAGCUGUUGUUAUUAGGAACAAAGAGUUUACAUGUGAUAUGUAUGAGAACGUGGACUGAAAGAUUGCAAUAUUUGAUCGUACAGAAACGUUUUCCCGAAGCGUUAGCGUUGGGUCUUUCUUUUUAUCAAGACAAAGGCAAGGCGGUUAUCGGUCUACGAGGUUCUAAGCAGCGUCGCAAGCAAAUAGCACGCGAUAAAGUUUGUGAAGUAUUGGUGCAGUAUAUGGACGAAUUAAACCAAUGUUUGAUAGACGAAAAUACAGGUUACGAUACGAUAGUGCUCACUUGCGUUGAUUACUGCAUUCAGCUGGAAAACUUAGAUUUGUUGUUCGGAAAUUUGUGGGAUAUAGUCUUUGAGUCGGAAGGGCUGAAAACUAGUUAUUUGCAUGCUCUCGAAGCUCCUCUGCUAGACGGAAGUCUUCAAUCGAGAUUGCCGCCAUUGAUUGCCCAGCAAUUAGUCACUCUUUAUGAUCAAGAAGAUAAAGUAGAUUCGCUGGAAGCGAUUGUAGUUUUGCUCAAUGUGGAUUGUCUAGAUAUUCAUCAAGUAACGACAAUUUGUCGUCAACGAGGACUUUGGGAAGCGCUAAUUUAUCUUCAGACAACAGCGUUGGGCGAUUUUACAGCACCCAUUCAUCAAUUGGUACCAGCACUUCAGAAUUUAUUACAGGAUCCAUUAGCCGCCCUUUCCCGAGACUGUAUAAAACUCGGUAACGCCAUUCUAGUUUAUACUAGCUGCUGUCUCGCUGGUCGUGGAUUUCCCAAGGAUGAGCUCCCUGAAGGCAUGCCACAAAAAGCGAAAGCAGACAUAUUGAGAGCCCUGUUAUCUCAGCAUUCCAGUUUGGCAAAUGAUAUGGAGAGGCAAUAUCCAUAUUUGAGAACAUUACUACAAUUCGAUGCGAAAGGCUUUCUUGAUGUUAUUGCCAUCGCCUUUCAGGAACCAGAAUUUACCUCCGAAAUGGGUCUCCGACAUCGACAAAGGCUCAUAGACAUCUUGUUAAGUAUUGUUAUGUCGAAUACGCCACUUACUCCGAAAAAUAUUGAUUACAUCACGCUGGAGCAACAAUUUAUGGUUCUUAUAUUCGUGGCAAACGAAGUGUGUGAAAGCACUAUUACGUUAGAGUAUAAUACGCUGAAUAAAAUGAUAGAUAUAUUAUGUAUUGACGUGCACAUGGAAUUGUCGAAGGAUUUUAGAACUGAGAGAGAAAACGCUGUGUUGGGAUUGUUGCAUUCUAAAAAGUUGUGCAAUAUUUCUGAUAAUACUUUGUUAAAUUUAGCAAAUAGAGCAAGCUUUAUAAGAGUCGUGGAAUUACUGUACAGUGCACGAGAAGAUUGGGUGGCAGUAUGCGAGUGCAUGAUCCUGGAGCCAUUAAGGCAUCACGAUGUGUGGCCUUGGCUAGAGCAUCUGCCGGCUGCUUCGUUAGAUCAAGUUAUAUCGGUUCACACUUCAACUCUUCUGACGAUUAAUGCCAAUCAGUUUGCUAUGAUUGUUGCAACACGAUUGCAGAACAAGAUUGAUGCAAUACUACAGAAUCUUACCGAUAAUUUAAGCUUAGAAUAUAAACUGUUUGGAGCGUUGUAUCAGAUCGUACAAUACAAAGAGGAGGAUGUUUCUUUGGAAUUAACAACUGAGCACUUGGAGAGAUAUUUAGCGUUAAUGUGCGAAUUGGAGCCGGCACGCGUAGUUGCUCACUUGCACGGACCACACGGGUGUAGGUUGGAUGAGGCGUUAAAGAUUGUCCAGAAAUGGAAUUGUAAAGAUGCAGAGGCGGUUAUGCUAGAGAAGCUUGGUAAUUAUCAGCAAGCAUUUGAUCUUUUGUUGAAAGAGUUUGAGAAUUGCCUGGAGAUGUACCAGCAAGAUAAAGCUUCGGAAAGCGAAAUGGUGCACACUGCCAUUCAACUCGCUGGGAUAUGUCGGAGAUCUGCGGGGAAUCUCGACUGGAUGCCCCUAGUGGAAGUUAUGUUUCGAUCACAUUCAGAGAAUAACAGGCAGAAGGUGGAUAUAUUGAACGGCAAAUUGUUGAGAUUAAUUCUAGAAUCUUUGAGUGGUACAUCGAUAUUGUCGAAUAUAUUGGAGCAGAUCCUGAGAAAUCCGUCAGCAACGAGUGGAACAAUGGGUGACAUACGGCAACUGCUAUCCGGAGUCCUCACUCAAUCGCGAUAUGAGCAAACCCUCGUCGAAACUACCGCUCGAUUAGUGAGUUUGGAGCUUCAUAAGGCUCUAGAAAUAUCCUUGAGGGAUGCUGGUAGAGCAUGCGGCAAUAUUUCUAUAACUUGCCCCUUAUGCAAACAACCAUUGUCGCAUUGCCCUGAUCACGUGGUAGUAUUUGGCUGUGGUCAUGGAUACCACUUAACAUGUCUGGGUGAGCCUAAGUCGUGUUACAAAUGCUUGAAUACAAAAGGAUGGGCGCCCAUCACUACCAACGUGGCGCACACUGUUGCGCAGCCGCCACUGAGAAAGAAACAACUUCUUCCGCCAGAAUUUUUACAUCACAAAGAUCUUGUAUUAAGACUAGCUCCAUCCUGUUCUAUUCCUGAUCUUGAGGGUAUCUUUUAAAUCUAGUCUUCGACUA